AUGUCGCAGGAUGUAUCCUCCCUCCCGCCGGUUUCUACCGUCACCGUUCACCCGACUUCAACCCUACCUAGCCUGGUACAAACUUCUAUUGGAACUGCGACCAACACACCCGCUAGUGGUGGUGGUGGAGGCACCCAAAAUUCGCCCCUGCUCUUCUUUGUAGCGCUGGGAUUUGGUGUUGUAUUUACGAAUCUUUGGAUCAUUGUCGGUGUCAAGUACUGCUUCAGGUACAAUGCAAGGAACCGCGCUAGGGCCAACGGUGUCGACGAAGUUGACCUUCAAGCACUCGGUGCUCGACCUCAUCGCAGAAGAAGAGAGAAGAAACUCAUGACCGUCGACGAAGUCAACGAGAGGUUUCCAGUCACCAAAUACAAAACAUGGCGUGCAAAUCGCGAAGUUAUGGGACUUCCGACUGCUGGUGGAAUUGCUCCUACAGAUGGCUCUGCUCCCGUUGUCGCCACCCAGACACAGACCGACCUCGACCCUCCCGCCUCGCCUCUACCUAAAAUCCCUGAACCCGUUGCCGACCCGACAAAACCUGUUACACAUGAACGAGAAUCCCAGGACCAGGAUCGCCGAACUGACCAGAUUGAAACUCCAGCUCAGCCGACUAUUACUGUCCCUACUACUACUACUACUACUACCACCACCACCACUGGCACGACCCCUACUACAGCUACACUGACACCAAACCAAAGGUCAUCGGCGGAAAUCCAAAGGGUUGCAUCUAACCAGCACAGCGAUCAUGAAGGUGAACACGACGACGACGAACCGAUGCCAGCUCUCCCCGCCGAUAUGGCCAAUAGUUGUGGCGAUACUUGUGCAAUCUGCAUCGAUAACCUCGAAGAUUCUGACGACGUUCGUGGCUUGACUUGCGGUCAUGCUUUCCAUACUGCUUGUAUCGACCCUUGGUUAACCGCUCGCCGUGCCUGCUGUCCGCUGUGCAAAGCCGACUACUAUGUUCCCAAGCCUCGGACCGAAGCUGAGAUCGAAGCCGAGGAACAGGCUCGUGAGCGAAGACGUCAACAGGCUGCUGAGCUCAACAGAAGUCCGAUUAGUACUUGGUGGUAUAGAGCUGAAGCCUAUUUGAUGCCCUCGAACCCGAACAAUGCCAACCGUAAUGGCCGACGGGGCCGACCAGAACCCCAGAGAACCCGACGUACACCCCGACAAACUCGUUGGAAUCCAUUCGGUCGCAAUACCGACCCUAACUCCAACGCCGCUGGCAAUACGCCCGCUCCGAAUGCGGGUAAUAUUGAGACCCAACAAGCAUCCUCUAACGGCCCGCCUGCUUUCCUCGAUCGGUUUAGCAGGCGUGGUCGCUCGAACAGUGGUGCCAACCCAUCUGCUCCUGAGGAGCCAACACCGAGUACCCUUGAAGCUGGUCUUGCCAACGCCAAUGCAUCGAGUACUCGUUGA
Molecule: messenger RNA, 1419 nt
Organism: Orbilia oligospora ATCC 24927
Lineage: Eukaryota; Fungi; Ascomycota; Orbiliomycetes; Orbiliales; Orbiliaceae
Exons: 2
Coding region: 1-1419 (472 amino acids)
Biological process (GO): ubiquitin-dependent protein catabolic process
Cellular component (GO): cytoplasm
Molecular function (GO): ubiquitin protein ligase activity
Source: RefSeq, a predicted model, not a curated record